Molecule: messenger RNA, 2756 nt
Organism: Myripristis murdjan (pinecone soldierfish)
Lineage: Eukaryota; Metazoa; Chordata; Actinopteri; Holocentriformes; Holocentridae
Gene: vps4b
Product: vacuolar protein sorting 4 homolog B
Exons: 13
Coding region: 119-1645 (508 amino acids)
Biological process (GO): endosomal transport; vacuole organization
Molecular function (GO): ATP binding; ATP hydrolysis activity
Source: RefSeq, a predicted model, not a curated record
AGCAUGGUGACGGUGAGAUAAGCAACCAGGAACUGCUGCUGAGCGGAGGAGCCAAACAGGACAGACGACGAGCUCCGCGAUUUAUCUGCUGUGAGCGUCUCCUCCAGAAGAACUCCACAUGGAGCCAACAAAUCUCCAGAAAGCUAUAGCCAUCGCACAGAAGGCCUCGCAAGAGGACCAGGCUGGGAACUAUGAGGAGGCAAUCCGCUCCUACCAACAUGCAGUGAAGUACUUUCUGCACAUUGUGAAACGUGAACCUCAGGGUAAAGAUGGCAACCAGAAGAUCAGAGAUAAAUGUAAACAGUACCUGGACAGAGUGGAAGAGCUACAGGCAUACCUGGAGAAAAAAGAGAAAGCCAUUGAUCUUGCCAGCAAGGCAGCUCAGGAGGACAAAGCUCAGAACUAUGAGGAGGCUCUCCGUUUGUACCAGCAUGCUGUUCAGUACUUCCUCCAUGUGGUGAAAUAUGAAGCCCAGGGUGACAAAGCUAAGCAGAGCAUCCGGGCAAAGUGCGCCGAGUACCUGGACAGAGCAGAGAAGCUGAAGGAGUAUCUAAAGAAGAAAGAGAAGGCUCCACCUGCCAAGCCUGUCAAAGAGUCACAGUCUGACGACAAAGGGAAUGAAAGUGAUGAAGGUGAUAAUCCAGAGAAAAAGAAAUUCCAGAAUCAGCUCUCAGGUGCAAUUGUAAUGGAGAAGCCAAACAUCAAAUGGAAUGAUGUUGCUGGCUUGGAGGGAGCCAAGGAAGCCCUGAAAGAAGCUGUUAUUCUUCCCAUCAAAUUCCCCCACCUUUUCACAGGAAAGAGGACACCGUGGAGAGGAAUCCUGCUCUUUGGACCUCCAGGUACAGGAAAGUCCUAUCUGGCUAAAGCCGUCGCCACAGAGGCCAACAACUCAACCUUCUUCUCCAUCUCCUCCUCUGACCUCGUCUCCAAAUGGCUGGGAGAGAGUGAAAAGUUGGUGAAGAAUCUUUUUAGCCUUGCACGGGAGCACAAGCCUUCUAUAAUCUUCAUUGAUGAGAUCGACUCCCUUUGCGGCUCCCGAAGUGAAAAUGAGAGUGAGGCUGCUCGCCGUAUCAAGACAGAGUUCCUGGUCCAGAUGCAGGGAGUGGGGAAUGACAACGAAGGAGUGCUGGUGCUUGGGGCAACAAACAUCCCAUGGACUUUAGACUCUGCUAUCAGAAGAAGAUUUGAGAAGAGGAUCUACAUCCCGCUGCCUGAGGAGCACGCCCGCUCCUUCAUGUUCAAGCUCCACCUGGGCUCCACCCCCAACAGCCUCACCGAAUCGGACUUUGUCACUCUGGGCAAGAAGACAGACGGAUACUCUGGAGCAGAUGUCAGCAUCAUUGUCAGAGACGCACUCAUGCAGCCUGUCAGGAAGGUCCAGUCAGCUACUCACUUUAAACGGGUACGAGGACCAUCGAGAGACGACCCCAACCUUCUUGUAGACGACCUCCUGACCCCUUGCUCGCCCGGGGAUCCCAAUGCAAUUGAAAUGACAUGGAUGGACGUUCCUGGGGAAAAGCUAUUGGAACCCGUUGUUUGUAUGUCUGACAUGCUGAGGUCUCUGUCUAACACAAAGCCAACAGUCAAUGAACAAGACCUGGACAAACUGCGGAAAUUCACAGAAGACUUUGGGCAGGAAGGCUAAGUGGGAUGUUUUCGCCAAGCCAAACCAAAGCAAAGGAAUUGUGAUUGUGAAGUGUUCUUUCUCUCUCCUGUCUUUCUCCCUUUCUCUCUCUCUCUCUUCCCCGAACGAUUCGCCAGGCCUAGCGGUGUUUCACAAGUCGGCCACAUGAUUGCUCUGUUAAGCCAAUCUGGUGGUCCCACAAGAGUGGAAGACAGUUUCAUUUGACAUCCUCUGUUGUUCCAAAGAGGAUCCAGGCCGUUUUCACCUGCAGUUUUUUUGCAGCUGACUUGAUGAAGUGUCAGUUGGUCACUACUUUGAAUUGAAAGAGCAUUUUUUUUGGUGUGCACUAAAACCUAAAGGAAUUGUUGAGCAGAACACCUAAGCAGCUUUGGGCAAAUCUGAUUAUACAUACACAAAACUAUUGCAAAUGAGGCUAUUAAAAUCAAAAGACAUGAGAACGAUUUCAUUAAUUUAUUUUGUUGGGACUUACCCAAGUAUCCCUAACUUAUCUAAUAUCUGACCUAUAUUUCUUAUUUCCUACCUGGCCGUCAAAGUAUAUCUCACUAGAAAUGCCUGUAUUUCUCCUCUAUUUUUUAUCAGUAAGAUGAAAAGAAUUUUAUAGUAUGUACUUUUUGUGGAACUGUAUAACCUUUGGGCUGGUGGGACUGAAACUAACAGUGCAUGACAUUGCUCUUUGAUGAGUUCUUAUGAUUUUUAGUGGUGAAAUAUAGGCCUUUGUAGUCACAAGGUGGUGGACACGAUAGGGGUUGAUACACAAACACAUACUCAGGAUGACAGCUGCGUCGGGACAUUUUGUAUUGUUUUUCAUCCUGUUUCAUCUUUUAACAAAUGACAGUUGUAUAUGUUGAUUGUCAUUUCGGAUUCCAAAAGGCUGUUAUGAGGGAUCACCAAAUGUGCCGGACCAUUAUUUUAUCGUCAAGGACUCAAAGUAGUUUUGGAUUUGCUUAGUUCCUCAGCUCAUUGAGACUGUCCACUGACUGUGUCUUUCCAUUAUCAUGCACCUGGAAAAAGGUAUUGCUGAUAAUACAUGAUGCAAAAUUGAAAAAAAAAAGAAGAAAAAAAGAAAAAAAAAAGCCUUAAGAUGAAAUAAGUGUGGGUUUUGAUGAAACAA